AAGAAAGAAAACGGUGGGAAGGAGCAGGAGGCCUUGUCCUCCAAGUCACUUCGGUUAUAUGUAGGUGCAAGCAAGAGAAAGAGAGGGGAGGAAAAAGAAAAUGAGUUUUCUUGCGGGGAGAUUGGCUUGCACUGAGGGUGCAUACUUCCUACAGGAAUCUAAGAAUGCGGUUGGGCGUCUUGCUCAGAAGCUCCCUUCUUCUCCUUCUACUUCUACUUCUACUUCUACUUCUACUUCCAUUCUCAAAGCUAGCGAAGAACAAGCUGAUGUCCUUCCGGAAGUCCUUCGCCAUUCACUUCCUCUCAAGGUCGACAUCCAGCAGCAUUCUUCAUUCUCCAUUGCUUCCAAAUGGCUUCUUCAAAUUGCUCCUCCUUCUACUCGUGCCAUUUGGUCGUCUGAUGUCAUCAACCCCCUCCGUGCCUACGUCUCUCUCCCUCAGGUCACCUUUGGCCCCCGAAGGUGGCAGUUGCCGGAUCAAAACCAUUCAGUUAUAGCUUCAACUGCAAAUGAGUUGCGGCGUGAUACGAUGCAUACGGACAUUGAUUCCAAGAAGUUGAAGGCUGCGGCAGCAGGACUCUCACAGAUUGGAAAGGCAUUUGCAAUUGCUACAACAAUUGUCUUUGGAGGUGCCACUUUGACAUUUGUCCUCAUUGCCUCUGAGCUAAAGGCGCACAAUAGCGACGACAUUAGAACCAAAGUAAGAGACCUGCUUCAGCCCAAGUUUGAGAUGGUCAAUGAACAACUGAUUCCAUUACGAGAAUGGGCUGGAAACAUGUCAAGAAAAUGGCAUUUUGAAGGAGAGGAUGAAGCGAAAGAGAAGCCUGUUAUCAUUAAGGAACUUUCUAAAAUAUUAGGUGUGAGGACACCCAACUGAUGUUUAUUUGAGAGUUAUAUGUGGUCACAUGUGUAUGUAGGCAUGCAUGUAUUUAUAUAUGAUUCAGUUGUGAUGGUGCUGUACACAACUAGAUCAACAUCCUGUCUGUAUGUAGAAUAACAUGGCAGGAAGUGUUGGUGGGAACGGGACAAGUGUUUACAGGAAUGUGUGUACUUGUUAAAAGAC
Messenger RNA from Magnolia sinica, 1060 nucleotides. RefSeq lists its product as uncharacterized. Lineage: Eukaryota; Viridiplantae; Streptophyta; Magnoliopsida; Magnoliales; Magnoliaceae. The transcript is spliced from 5 exons. The record is from RefSeq and is a predicted model, not a curated record. The coding region runs from base 101 to 874 and encodes 257 amino acids.